CGGGCGUCAAUAUGGUUGACUUUGACGAAAAGAGUGGAGUGAUUUGGAGUUCGACUAAAUGGGGAAGUUGGGGUCAAACUAUCGAGGAAAUAUUCAUUAAAGUCGAUCUACCAGAGGGUACAAGCUCCAAGCAAGUCUUAUGCAAAACUACGGCCAAAUCAAUCCAAUGCGUUGUGAAAGGGACCGUUGUGUUUGAGGGACAGACGUACGCAUCGAUUCUUACCGACGAAACCAUAUGGACGAUAGAGGAUAAAAUAUUACUAAACAUCAUGUUGGUGAAAUCACAGCGAAAAGCGAGCGAGUGUUGGAAGUCGUUAUUGGUUGAUCAGUACAUCGCAGAUCCACUGACGUUCAUGGAAAUGGAAAAGAAGUUGACGCUUGAAAGAUUUCAAAGCGAGAAUCCGGGAUUCGACUUCAGUGGCGCUGAAAUCAGUGGAAAUUACCAAAAAGGUGGACCAACAUUACCAACGUACAAUGACUGAAAUCGCACUCACCGAAGGACAGCAUCUUUCUUCAUUCGCAGAAACAACGCGCUACUUCUAAAUGAAUUUAUAACUAUCUAAACGUGUCGGUCAAUUUAAUGAAGAAAAUUCCUUGAUAAAAUUAAAUUUAUUAACAUCCCA
Messenger RNA from Xenia sp. Carnegie-2017, 623 nucleotides. RefSeq names its product nudC domain-containing protein 2-like. The transcript has 4 exons. The coding region runs from base 12 to 482 and encodes 156 amino acids. Gene Ontology annotation, cellular component: cytoplasm. The record is from RefSeq and is a predicted model, not a curated record. Lineage: Eukaryota; Metazoa; Cnidaria; Anthozoa; Malacalcyonacea; Xeniidae. Gene Ontology annotation, biological process: protein folding.